CAUGCUACCACUGCAUGAAGCGGAGGAUCAAGUGCGAUCUUACACUGCCGAAGUGCAAGAAAUGUGCCAAGAAGGGGCUGGAAUGCCCUGGAUAUGGUAUCAGAUAUCGUUUCUACGAUGAUAACACUACCGUGCUCUCCGAUAAAUCACAUCAGGCUGCAUCUUCUCCUACACCGGCGAGAGAUUGGAAGUGGGUGGAUGAUACGAGGCGAAAAAGAGCUCGAGUUCAACGGCAAAGCGUCUCUAACACUGCAGGCUCGACGUCCAACGGGCUUGAGCACCAAGACACGUUUGCGUCUCAGGUUCUACCUGCCGUAGAAGGAACUCUCGUAGCAAGGAACCACAAUGCUCAUAUCUCGCAGAUGCAUAAGGAUGUGGACUACUUAGACCCAAAGCAUUCGGGAGGCGAGCUUGUUCUUCCUGCGCCUGCUAGGCCAUUAUGCAAUCUACCCUCUAAGAUGCGCUUGUUUUUCCACCAUUUUUCUACCCAUGUCUCUCCGGUCAUGCUGAUGUACGACGACGAGGGCAAUGGCUACCGGCACCAAAUUCUUCCUUUGGCCACCUCAGAUCCGUUGGUUGCUCGCGCCGUCUGCGUGGUGGCAGCGUUCCACCUGUCUUGGUGGAUGCCGCAACUGCGCUUGCCGGCCGAGAGCUGUCGAGCGGCCAUCAUCAGUAGAUUGACCGCAUCGUCAUUUGAUUUGAACGACCAAACCUGGGCGACGAUCAUCCUGCUGAUCAUGGCAGACCUCGUAACCGGCCAUGAGCAUGCUAUCGUGCUGUACAAGAUGCUUGCUGCGUUUGUGGAUGCCCGAAUACAGGUCAAAGCCCAGGGUAGAUCGAGUCGAGCUUCUCAACUGGAAAGUUUCCUGCAUUACCAGUCCCAGAUGCUAUCUUUUUUUGCAAACCCAGUGCUGAGUGAGUCCAAAGCGCUGGCGGGCUAUGGCCAAGUCUUGGGUAAUCCUCUCGAAAGCUUUGAACGAUAUGCUCCCAAGCGCCGUCACGCUCUUGAGCCAUACCCACCGACAUAUGAUGAAGCACGGAAUCCUCGGCACUCACUGAGCGACUCUACAACCCAGCUCUACGGAGAGAUUGUCCGCGAGGCUACCCAGAUUUACAUACAAAGAGCGCGGAUAGAGGAAGAGGCCAGCAACUCAAAGCCACACAGCACCACCACCACUCUACAAGUACUAGCUGAACACAAUCUGGUUUCAACUACUGCAACCCCCACAACGUCUUGCCGAGUAGCUCGUAUACGGCGUCUACUCGAACUGGUUGACCCUUCCUCGCCAGGCGCACACACAAUUGCUUGGCCGGCAUUCAUGGCCGCCGCUGAAGCAACCAAGGAGGGGGAUCGCCAGUUCUUCUGUGCUACGUUGGAGCGAGUCUGGGCUUCGACUCGGUAUGCGAACGUUUUGAGAGGCCUUGACGCACUGCCUAUGAUUUGGGAGAGACAGCGGCAUGGGGAGAGGUGGACUACUGUCUUGCCUCAGCUAAAGACCUUUGUUAUG
Molecule: messenger RNA, 1508 nt
Organism: Clonostachys rhizophaga
Lineage: Eukaryota; Fungi; Ascomycota; Sordariomycetes; Hypocreales; Bionectriaceae
Source: the annotation of a GenBank genome assembly